This is a messenger RNA of Batrachochytrium dendrobatidis JAM81, 963 nucleotides long. RefSeq lists its product as uncharacterized. The transcript has 5 exons. Lineage: Eukaryota; Fungi; Chytridiomycota; Chytridiomycetes; Rhizophydiales. The record is from RefSeq and is a predicted model, not a curated record. The coding region runs from base 1 to 963 and encodes 320 amino acids.
AUGAGUCGUAUGUCUGCAAAAAACAAAGCUCUUUCUGCUAAAGCCAAAUCCUCUGCUUCCAAUAAUGAUUCAACUCAUGACACAAUCAAUGUGUCUAAAUCAUCCAACGCACCUGUUCUGCCGCUCAAAGAACCAAAAACUAAUACUAUAGAGCCUGUAAUUGCAACCGAUAAACCCAAAUCCAAGACACAAAAGAAACGCAAAAACGAUGCAACUGAGCCUGAAAAAUCUGACAAUGUAUUGGUUCAAGAUCAAACCGAUGCAAUCAAGCCACAGGUCGAUGCAACCAAUAAACCUAAAUCCAAGACACAAAAGAAACGCAAAAACGAUGCAACUGAGCCUGAAAAAUCUGACAAUGUAUUGGUUCAAGAUCAAACCGAUGUAGUCAAGCCACAGGUUGAUGCAACCAAUAAACCUAAAUCCAAGACACAAAAGAAACGCAAGAUUACUGACGCGAGUCCAGUUUCCGAUCAGCCUUGCAAAAAUCUGCUUGAAAACGCUCAUACAUCUGAAAGCCCCGUCGACACUGAUGCCAAGACUAAGGGAUCCACAAUAGCUACUUCAAACAAGGAAAAUUCUAAAAAGUCAUCUGUAUCAAAAAAAACCAAGGAAAGCAAGACCAGUUCUACUGGGGCUAGUAAACUCAGUAAAACAACUCUGGCUAAAAAUGAUACCACUUCAGCAAAAAAAAGUACAGCAUCAUUGCCAACAACUUGCUUAGCACCUAUUACUUCUACAAACAAGUGGGAAAAUGCUACUUUGUGUGGUGAUGCGGCUCGGAAAGAGAAAUUCAUGCGACUUCUUGGAGCCAAAAAGACUGGCGUUUCCACGACCAAUGUACCUACGAGUGAUUUAUCGCACGACACUGAAUCUACUCAAGAAAGUCUUCUUAAACAGUUUGAAAAAAGCAAAGAUAUUCAGCAAACUCGUAAACAAGGCAAACGCCUCGGACUUGGAUUUUGA